Messenger RNA from Protomyces lactucae-debilis, 2214 nucleotides. RefSeq lists its product as uncharacterized. The record is from RefSeq and is a predicted model, not a curated record. The transcript has a single exon. The coding region runs from base 337 to 2178 and encodes 613 amino acids. Lineage: Eukaryota; Fungi; Ascomycota; Taphrinomycetes; Taphrinales; Protomycetaceae.
GCAGCAGGAGUGCAGUGAGCAAUGACUGGAGAUUGAAAAGUGCUGUCAUAUUUCAGUUUCUCGGCCGAUGCAGCAAGCUUGAGCUCUCCAAACCCGAAUUAGCUGUCGAUUGAAUGCUUUACGGCCAGCUAGAGCGAGUGCCAGAUGUGCAGAGUAGGAGAGGGCGUUGUUGAUUGUAGCGUAGUUCCAAUUCGCGGGUCAAAGACGUUUUCCGACCGCGUGGAUUUGACUCAUGUGAGUUCUUUUCCGCACACACCAGCUGCUUGAAUUGUACAUGUCAUUGUCCCGGGCCAGCUCAGCAGUACGCUGCUAGGCAGGGACAAGUAAGCAGCUGCAAUGCGUGGCCGUAUACCCGUAUCAGCCACUCUGGUCUCGCAGAAGAAGUUGCAAGUUGUCGCCAAAAUGGUAUGCGUUGGCGAGGGCGAGAUGUCGGUCGCCGCUUGGCAAGCAACGCUUUGCACGCUCUUUGAGAAAAGAUAUCCUCAGGAGCGCAUCAAUAUUGUUGCUGUUCAAACCGCCGGAGGAGCAGAGGUAGAUUCGGACUUCUUGCUGAGCGAUAUUCUGGGCCGACAUGAAGAGCCGGAACUCAUUGUCAUUGUGGAAGAUGCUGGCAUCCAUUUGCAGCAGUGGCAAUCGACCAUGGGUCGGAGUUCCCAGCUCUUGGCCAGCUUGACGCCUACAAAGCCUACGCCCAUCAAAUCGGAUGGAUUGUCAGCAAAGGCAAGAGCGGACCUUUUGCGAGACGGUAGAACGGCUUCUUCUGCCCAUGUGCCUCCAGGAUCCAUUUCGAAACUCAGGAAGAGCCCUCUCUCACAGGACACCAUCAAAUUGAUACGAGAAGAUAUUGCUCGGUCAGAGCUGCACCCCGCCCUAUCUACGUCGCUGAAGCGCAAAAGAUCUCCUAGUAGCGAGCACGACAGCACAAGAGAGCCCAGUGGCACAAAUUGCAGUGCGCAGGCUUCAAGCGGGGGCUCGCGAACUCCGAAGAUGCAAACAACGCGGAAUCUCACCCAGACAGAGCAUGCGAAGACCAUCACUGCGGCAGAAUGCGAGUCUUCACUUGUCAGUCCACAGAAGAAGGGGUAUGCCGACUCAUUGUCUCUCAUUCCGGACGAUAUGACAUCCAACCCUUCCAAUCAGACAGUCAGACGCGCUGCGGGCGCGAUUUGGCCAUCUGAAACAAAUUCCCUGACCUUACCUGUACCUACGACCUGCACUCCGGAUCAGGCUAUACACGAAUUUAAAGCCUCUGAGCACCAAUUACCUCAACAGAACACACUCUCACAGCGCGAUGCUACAAGCGAUGACGCAAACUCUGAUGACCUGGCGAGAUUCAUGUCAUCAGACGGCGACGAUGAUGAUGACGAUAAUCGAGCCGUACGAGACAAUCGACAAUCGGGAGAAGCAAUACCAGAACGCCGACAAGGCGAAGUGCGCAAGGGGUCAAGUCCUGGCACACCUCAUACAAAUGGUCAUUUCGCCUGGCGUCGUUCCAAGUCAGGCUCUCGCUCACCUCAUGGUUCGAAUGCCGAGUCCACGACUUUGCCAGAGGAUCUUCUUCUGCCUGAGACUGACGGAGAAUCGAUGGCUUCAAAAGAUCUCUCCGACAGCUCAUCCAGUCGAUCUGAAACAGGGAGCGCAGCGGCUUGGACGAGUGUCAACCUCGUGGCACGAGAGAAGUGCGAAUUGAGUGAGAAAGACGCGCAACAGGUACAAAGAAAGAGGUCCGAGUCUGUUGGCGCACGCGCGGCGUCCAGACAAUCUCCUGGUGAUAAUCACGACGCGCGAGGAUCUGAGGCGACCCCUUCCGGAUCUCUGAGACAUGCAAGGCCGUCGUUGGUGACAAGACCAUUCAAGUCGCUCAGCUGGCUUGCCAACCAACCAGUUCAGCGAGCAAAAGGCGAACUUCGUUCAGGCGAUGAGAGUCUGCCAGUAUUGGCUGUCGGCGACAAAAGUCCUCUGGCUGGAAGUCAUUUAUCUACGAAAGGUGCAUCGGCAAUCUCGUCUAGUGAGUCCACAUCUAGCGAAAGUGAUAGCGAGGAUUCGAGUCUGAACAACGACGGUGAUCUCAGUGACGCAGGGCUCCCUGCGAGCAAGAAAGCUAGUGCAACAAAUUCUCCUGCGAGAAGUGAGGCCCAUAUCAAGAAGUCGCGCGGCGUGCGAGGUCUACUCGGUUAGCACAAUCCUCUCAAAACAUAGGCUGCUCACAGAAAG